Messenger RNA from Xiphias gladius (swordfish), 2518 nucleotides. Its product is annotated as E3 ubiquitin-protein ligase RNF19B. Gene Ontology annotation, molecular function: ubiquitin conjugating enzyme binding; ubiquitin protein ligase activity; zinc ion binding. NCBI's taxonomy places the organism in Eukaryota, Metazoa, Chordata, Actinopteri, Istiophoriformes, Xiphiidae. Gene Ontology annotation, cellular component: ubiquitin ligase complex; cytoplasm. The record is from RefSeq and is a predicted model, not a curated record. Gene Ontology annotation, biological process: positive regulation of proteasomal ubiquitin-dependent protein catabolic process; protein polyubiquitination; ubiquitin-dependent protein catabolic process. Bases 536 to 2500 code for a protein of 654 amino acids. The transcript has 10 exons.
CGUUGAUGUAAUGUUCUGUACGAUCUGAUUUCCUACGAACGGCUUUAUCUGUGCUCUGCUGUGUACGGGAAGUGAGGGGACUGCUAUCAGUGAAGAAGAGGCCUAACAUGAUGAAGGAGAGCCAGCCAAUUCAGGACUAGCUCAGACCGAGGGAACUGCAGUGGAGGUGGAGGAGAGAAAGAAGACUGAAGGGACACAGUAGACCACAUGACCAGACCUCGGAAAGGCUCCAAAUUAGUGAUGUUGCCCUCGGGCAGGGAUUACCUCCUCGCUGUCGUCUCCCUCUCCGUCGCUCCCGCUCUUCCUCCCUCGUACAGCAGAGCAGCCGCCCAGCUCCAAGACUCUGAGCCGUGAGAGCUCGCUGUGCUCACCCACCCACAGACACACACACGCACUCAAACACACACACGCAUUCACUCUCUCUCUCUCACACACACACACACACACACACACACACAAACAACCACAGUUGGCAUCCUGCUCAUGGUCGUUGGCCUGCCGUCCUCAGCCGCUGCUCCUGCUCUAGUCCCAGACCAUGAAGAGACCCAAGCAGCAGACGGGGCCGCUGAGCUUCCUAAACUUCUUCAGCAGAAAGCCCAAAUCCGAGCCGAGGCCCGAGAGGCCUGUGGAGGCCUGGCCCAAAGAGGAGGUGGCCAUCACCCUGACCCCCAGCGAGCAUCCAGAGCAGGACCUCAGCCUCACAGCACAAGAGGCUGGAGAAUCAAGAGUUUCUGGAGCAGAAAGAGGAGAAGGAGGAGGCCUGCCAGUGGCGGGUGAGGUGGGCGAGGACGGUGCCGCCACAGCCGAAUGCGUGGGCGGGGCCAACACGGGCUCCACUGGCGUCCUGUCCCUCUCCUUCUCCAGCCAGGAGCAGCUAUUGGACGAACACCUGGAGGAGUGCCCACUGUGCCUGCUCAGUCAACCACGUUGCCACUUCCCACGACUCACCUCCUGCUCCCACCGGACAUGCUCUGACUGCCUCCGCCAGUACCUGCGCAUUGAGAUAUCAGAGAGCCGGGUGGGCAUCGCAUGCCCGCAGUGCCCUGAGACGCUGGCGCCACUGGAUGUCCGUGCCAUCCUGGAUGACCGGGCACUGCUGGAGCGGUUUGAGGAGUACCAGUUGAGGCGUUUCCUGGCUUCUGAUCCAGAUACACGCUGGUGCCCUGCACCCGACUGCAGCUAUGCGGUGAUAGCUUACGGCUGUGCAGAGUGUCCUAAGCUGAGCUGCGGCCGCGAGGGAUGUGACACAGAGUUCUGCUACCACUGUCGGCAGCUGUGGCACCCCAACCAGACGUGUGACCAGGCCCGGCGUCAGCGAGCCCGCCACACCUCAGGCGGCAACGAUGCCUCCACGCUGUACGUCUUCAAUGAAGAACCUGGUGGAGAUGCAGAGGAGAUCAAAGCGUGCCCUCGCUGUGGUGCCUACAUCAUGAAGACCAAUGAUGGCAGCUGUAACCGUAUGAACUGCACUGUGUGUGCCUGUCAGUUCUGCUGGCUGUGUAUGCAGGAGAUCACCGACGUGCACUACCUCAGUCCCUCAGGAUGUACAUUCUGGGGGAAGAAGCCAUGGUCGCAAACCCGCAAGGUACUGUGGCAGGUGGGCAUGUUGCUUGGAGCACCGGUGGUCAUCUCCCUCAUAGCAGGCAUCGCCAUCCCAGUCAUCAUUGUGGGCAUACCAAUCUACAUGGGCCGAAAGGUCCAUGGUCGCUGUAAGAAAAACAAUAUCUCAGGAAGCAAGCACUAUUUGACUGUGGCAAGUGGCGUGAUGAUGUCAGUCUUUGUGUCGCCGGUCAUAGCGGCUGUCACUGUGGGUGUGGGUGUACCUCUAAUGCUGACUUAUGUCUAUGGGGUCGUGCCCAUGUCGCUCUGUAGGAACGGUUGGUGUCGACCGCAGAGUGAGCCCCCUGACACACACAAAAUCCAACUGGAGGACUUGGCCAGCUAUCUUCUAUUCUCUCAUGUAGUCAGUGACCACUGGACGGGUCAGAACAACCCGACGCUCAGCAACACUAGCGUCCAGGAAGUCAGAGUCAGUGUACAGGAAGUGGGUGUCCUCCCAGGUACGAGCACCACACCCCAAGAGCUAGAUAGCUAUGUGGGAUUGGAUGAAGCCACAAAACGCCAUGAAUAUACCCAGCAGGACAGCCCUUCGGACUGCGAGGUGGUUAUUGUGCCUGACAGCAAGCUCGAUGACACACAAGCGCUUCCUUCGAGGGAAGGAACCAAUAUUGAGGUCCGUGUGGAAAUUGAGACCCAUCCCAGAGGUGCCCGCCAGUCCAGCCUAAGUAGCAUCCUGUCUAGCCGAAGCUUGUCAGUGGAGUCCCUGGGACACUUGCAGACCCAGUCCCACGACAACUUGUGUGCCUCAGAAAUGGAAGGAAGACAAGAGGGGGGAGGAGGAAAAGGAGAAGAGCAGGAGGGAAGAGAGAUACCAGCAGCAGAAGCAGCAGGGGGAUACAAAGGGACAGUUUUCCCAGUCUUUGAAAUAGAUGGUGUAUGAGGUCCUCCAGUGCUGGCU